UCCUCCUUCCUCCGUCGUCCAUACAGCCGUUCUCUCUCUCUCUCUGUCUCUCUCUCUCUCGAUAUACGCGUGCAUAGAGAGACGUCAUUAAAGCAAGGAAGAGAUGUCAAAUGGUGCGGUGGAAGUGGAGAGAGUGUUCAUAGGAGCAGGUUGCAACAGGAUCGUCAACAACGUCUCCUGGGGGGCCUGUGGCUUGGUCGCCUUCGGUGCCCAAAACGCCGUCGCCGUCUUCUGCCCCAAGACCGCGAAAAUUUUAACUACGCUUCCGGGCCACAAGGCUUCAGUGAAUUGCACCUGCUGGAUCCCAAGCACUAAGUUUGCAUUCAAAGUUAAGCAUGCGGAUCAUCAUUUUUUACUGUCUGGAGAUACUGAUGGUGCCAUUUUAUUGUGGGAGUUGUCUCUUGCAGACCAAAAGUGGAGACACGUGUUACAAGUACCACAACCACACAAGAAAGGUGUUACAUGCAUUUCUGGAAUCAUGAUUUCUGAAACUGAUGCAGUAUUUGCAUCUACCUCUUCUGAUGGUGCAGUCUAUGUAUGGGAAUUGAUCAUCCCGUCUUCGUCUGGAGGUGACUGUAAAUUAUCAUGUCUGGAAUCACUGUAUAUAGGUUCAAAACCUAUGGUUGCACUCUCUCUCGCAGAGUUGCCUGGAAGUACUGGGAACCUACUUUUGGCAAUGGGGGGUUUGGACAACAAGAUCCAUCUUUACUGUGGUGAGAGGACAGGAAAAUUUGUUCGUGCUUGUGAGUUAAAAGGGCAUACUGAUUGGAUCCGAAGUUUGGACUUCUCAUUACCCAUAUGCACAAAUGGUCAAAUAAAUACUCUUUUAUUGGUAAGUUCAUCUCAGGACAGGGGCAUACGUAUAUGGAAGAUGUCUUUACGCAAUUCUCUAACUAAUUCUAAAAGGAAAGAAGAAAUAAGCCUGGCUUCUUAUAUUGAAGGCCCAAUAUUUGUAGCAGGCUCAUUUUCCUAUCAGAUAUCGUUGGAAUCUCUCCUCAUUGGACAUGAGGAUUGGGUGUAUUCAGUGGAAUGGCAACCCCCUUUGAGUUCAGCUGUAGAAGGGAUCGAGUGUGAUCAACCGCAAAGUAUUUUAUCUGCGUCCAUGGACAAGACAAUGAUGAUCUGGCAACCAGAAAAAACCACUGGUAUCUGGAUGAAUGUGGUUACAGUUGGAGAGUUGAGUCAUUGUGCUUUAGGAUUUUAUGGUGGGUUAUGGAGUCCAAACGGAGAUGCUAUUUUAGCUCAUGGAUAUGGCGGAUCAUUCCAUCUCUGGAGAAACGUGGGUGUUGAUGUAGACAGCUGGCAACCACAAAAAGUUCCCUCUGGACACUUCGCAGAAGUAACAGAUAUUGCAUGGGCCAGGUCUGGUGAAUAUAUGCUGUCAGUCAGUCAUGAUCAGACAUCAAGAAUAUUCGCUCCAUGGCUUACUGAAUCUCAUUCGGAAAAUAGGGACAGUUGGCACGAAAUUGCUCGCCCACAAGUUCAUGGGCAUGAUAUUAACUGCGUGACAAUCAUCAAAGGGAAGGGUAACCACCGUUUUGUGAGUGGGGCUGAGGAGAAAGUUGCCAGAGUAUUUGAAGCACCUCUUUCUUUUCUGAAGACCUUAAAUCAUGCAACGUCUCAACAAUCUACCUUUCCUGGAGACCUGCAAACCGAUGUUCAGAUUUUGGGUGCAAAUAUGUCUGCUCUUGGGCUUUCACAAAAACCGAUUUAUGUUCAAGCUGCAUCUGAGGCCCCAAAUAGAAAUGGUAAUGAAGGUAUGGAUACCCUUGAAACUAUACCAGAUGCAGUUCCAGCUGAACUAACUGAACCUCCCAUUGAAGAACAACUGGCUUGGCACACACUAUGGCCGGAGUCGCACAAACUUUAUGGUCAUGGGAAUGAGCUGUUUUCAUUAUGUUGUGACCAUGAGGGGAAGCUUGUUGCUUCAUCAUGUAAGGCCCAAUCUGUGUCAGUGGCUGAAAUAUGGCUAUGGCAAGUGGGAACGUGGAAAGCAGUUGGUCGCUUGCAGUCUCACAGCUUAACAGUGACACAGAUUGAAUUUUCUCACGAUGACAAUUUUCUUUUGGCUGUCUCUAGGGAUCGCCAGUUCUCUGUUUUCUCAAUCAAACGAUCAGGUGUUGACGAAAUGGAUUGCCAGCUUCUAACAAGACAGGAGGCGCACAAAAGAAUAAUAUGGUCAUGUUCUUGGAAUCCAUUUGGUCACGAAUUUGCCACCGGUUCAAGGGACAAGACCGUGAAAAUCUGGGCCAUAGAGAAGGGAUCUUCAGUUAAACAGCUCAUGGCUCUGCCCCAGUUCAACAGCAGCGUCACUGCCCUAUCCUGGGCUGGUCUUGAUCGUCUGAGCAAUAACGGAUUGCUUGCAGUUGGGAUGGAAAAUGGACUCAUUGAAUUGUGGAGUCUUUCUGUUAACAGAACUGGAGAUGGUUGUCUAGCAGUGCCAGGUGUAACUGCUGGUCUUGCCACGCGGUUAGAUCCAUUUUCGUGCCAUGUUUCGACUGUGCACCGUUUGGCGUGGAGGAAUUCUGAGAAGAGUGCAGAUUCUAGGAGCAUGGAGCUUGCAUCCUGUGGAGCUGAUCAUUCUGUGAGAGUGUAUGAGGUAGAUCUUGGUUGAUUGAUAAAAACUAACUUUUGUAUUUUAGAUUGACGGGAUUCUGUCUAAAAUCAGUUUAAUGUAGAACUUUCUUUUCAUA
Rhododendron vialii is the source of this 2693-nucleotide messenger RNA. RefSeq names its product elongator complex protein 2. Gene Ontology annotation, molecular function: protein binding. The coding region runs from base 104 to 2614 and encodes 836 amino acids. The record is from RefSeq and is a predicted model, not a curated record. Lineage: Eukaryota; Viridiplantae; Streptophyta; Magnoliopsida; Ericales; Ericaceae. Gene Ontology annotation, biological process: tRNA wobble uridine modification. The transcript is spliced from 10 exons. Gene Ontology annotation, cellular component: elongator holoenzyme complex.